GCUUCCUGUAGGCAGCGGGAUGAGCGCAGACAAAGCUGGGUGGGGACUCGCCGCUCGGGGCUGCUGCUGACCACCAUCCUCCUCCUCCUGCUGCUGCUGCUGCUGCGGCCGCGUCCCCCCGGCCCUCCCUCCUCCAUCCCAGCGCCCGUCCGUCCGUCCAUCCCGCUGUCCGUCUGUCCGUCCCGCCGCCGCCCGCCCCGCGGGGAACCGGGGCACCGCUUCCAGGGCAGCGAAGGGCCAAGAGGAGCAGAGCUUCCCUUAGAGGCACAGAUCAGCGGAGAGAUCAGCUUCUGCCCAUCCCGAGAGCCCUCCUGGCCUGCCCAUGGCUAGCAACAACACUGCUAGCAUAGCACAGGCCCGCAAGCUGGUGGAGCAGCUGAAGAUGGAGGCCAACAUCGACAGGAUAAAGGUGUCCAAAGCAGCAGCAGACCUGAUGGCGUACUGUGAAGCCCACGCCAAGGAGGACCCUCUCUUGACCCCCGUCCCGGCCUCAGAAAACCCCUUUAGAGAGAAGAAGUUCUUCUGUGUGAUCCUGUAAACCCAGGAGGAGCCUGACGGGCACUCAGGCCACCCUGAACACUGAUGUAGAGUUUUUAGGAAUGGGGACGACCUGCUGGUCCGCAGAAUUUAAACAAAAAUAAGUAAAAAACACGGCCUGGAAGCUACAGAGAUGUGCAUGUUUAAAGAACCUGGCCACCUUUGGGGGAAUCAGAUGAUCUGCAUUGCAAGGCAAAAGAUCUGAAGUCUGUAGAGUUGCCUAGAAAGAGAAAAACAAACAAAAAAAAAAACCCAUGUAAAGAAUAAAUCUGUGUCACUUUUCUGCUCACAAAA
Melospiza georgiana is the source of this 831-nucleotide messenger RNA. It is a transcript of the gene GNG2, whose product is annotated as G protein subunit gamma 2. Gene Ontology annotation, cellular component: heterotrimeric G-protein complex. Bases 323 to 538 code for a protein of 71 amino acids. Gene Ontology annotation, molecular function: G-protein beta-subunit binding. The record is from RefSeq and is a predicted model, not a curated record. NCBI's taxonomy places the organism in Eukaryota, Metazoa, Chordata, Aves, Passeriformes, Passerellidae. The transcript has 4 exons. Gene Ontology annotation, biological process: G protein-coupled receptor signaling pathway.